AUGGAGAAUGAUUUCUACGAAAUGAUCACUGCAACAGUAUCACAUGAUAUGAGAACUCCUAUAAAUGCAAUCAUGGGACUCAUUUAAAGCCUUGACUAAUUUGUUACUUAAAAUAUUGGUAAAAGGCUUCUAGGAAUAGUUAAUAACUCAUCUAAAAUCUUGCUUUUCUUAGUCAAUGACAUCCUAGAUUUCUUUUAGCUAAAAAAUGGAAAAUUCAAAAUAAAAUUAGAAAAGAUUGAAAUUAGAAAGCCUGUUCUAGAGUUAAUAGAUAUGUUUCUACUAGUAGCAAAAGAAAAGAGUAUUGAGCUGAAGUAUGAAUUUGACGAAAAUUUACCAAAGUUACUAAUUGUUGAUUAACAAAGAAUUAAGUAGAUUCUUAUCAAUCUAAUUAGCAAUUCAUUGAAGUUUACAUUGCAAGGCUAAAUUAAAAUUUUUGUAAGAUAUGAUCAAUCUUAAAAGUUAAUCUGGAUAAGAGUUAGUGAUACAGGAGUAGGGGUUAAAGUGGAAGAUGAAAUUAAGUUAUUUAAACUUUUUGGUAAACUUGAAUCAUCCUAAGCAUUGAACACAAAGGGAAUAGGACUCGGGCUAAACAUUUGUUCUAAGGUUGUUGAAGCUUGUGGUGGAAAUAUUCAUCUGGACACUGGAUAUAAAAAUGGAGCUUCUUUUGAAUUUAGUAUUUUAGCAUACGAAAAUGAGGAUUAAUUACCAAAAAUCAUUGGAAGAUGA
Molecule: messenger RNA, 726 nt
Organism: Stylonychia lemnae
Lineage: Eukaryota; Ciliophora; Spirotrichea; Sporadotrichida; Oxytrichidae
Source: the annotation of a GenBank genome assembly